Molecule: messenger RNA, 1526 nt
Organism: Durusdinium trenchii
Lineage: Eukaryota; Dinophyceae; Suessiales; Symbiodiniaceae
Source: the annotation of a GenBank genome assembly
AGCUGACCACCACCCUCAGGUUGCUGUCGAAGAGGCUGGGAUGCUGUCAAUCUGCUUUGGUGUGAUGAAUAAAAGGCGGCAUUCCUGAAAGCGCAAAGUGAGGUCCAAACAAGGUGGUAGUGACUGAACAAGAACAAGCGAAACGUGGAACAACAUGGUUCAACUGGCGUAGGCUAUGGAACAUCUGUUUUGCGCAUACUGUAGAUGAGGAUACGCCCUCCAUACUUCAAGAAAUGGCUUCGUUUCCUUUUCCAAGCCGCCGCGGAGGCCUUGCCUAAAGACCUUGGGCCACAGCACCUAGUGGCUUUCCUUUCGGCUUGUGCCAACACCGACUGCGGACCACGGUCCACGACACCACCGACUGCGGACGGUGUCACCCAGCGCCUGGGACAACGUCUGGCGAAGGUGGUCACGGCGUUGAGCGAGGCACAGCUGGUGAGGGCGACCAAGGCACAGCUGAAGAUCACAGAGGUGCGCAGCCCAAGGGGCUGUACUGUACCUGGGACAUCAAGGUUGUGGAUGCACGAUCCUGCAAGAAUCAAUACUACACUGCCAACCAAUGAAUCAAUCAGUCAGUCAGUCAACCAGUCCACCAGUCAGCAGUCAACCAGUCAGCCAGUCACUCAGUCAGUCUGUCCUGUCAGUCAUUCAGUGAGUGAGUGAGUGAGUCAGGCUGGCUGGCUGGCUGUGUUUGUCUGCCUGGCUGUCUGCCUGCCUGUUUGUCUGCCUGGGUGCUUAUGAUUGAAAAGCGAGCAUGCAGCCUGGUGACCGGUACAGCAAGGAGGUACUGAUUUCAUUUCCAAGUCCACAUUUUCACACAGGAAGGGUCCAGGAAUGGUUGGCUUGGUCUUUUGGGGGUGCCCACCACGUUGUCUUGACCAAUGAAGCCACGAGGCCGAAAGCCUCGGCCAGGAGUGCCAUGGCGCCACCCUUUGCAGCCAGGCCGUGCAGCUCUCGGAAGAGGACGUGCUAUUGCAUGCGAUCUGCGAUGAGCUCUUGUACCGCAACUGAAGAAGUUCCGAACCAUUUGUUCUUGAGCCGCGGUCCAGAAGAUACAGUAGGCCAUGUCGACUGUCAUCUUGAUGUUUCACAUUGUUUCACUAUGUUAACAUAGCCCCUCGACCUCCGAGGCACCGACCUUCGGUGUCUCCCAGCUGUGCCUCGCGCAUCGCGUGCGCUCUGGCGGAGUCGCAACACCGGAGGCUCUUCGCCAGAUUGGAGCCCAUCCUUGCUCAGAAAGCAGGUCACUUGCUUCCCCAUCAUCAAGCACGCCUAGCGCAUGCGGCUGAGCUAGCGUUUGGCAGGCACGGGGCUGUUCAGGACAUGUCGUAUUAUAACCCUCCCAGUUGGGAUCUAGUUUCAAAGCUGGACAAAUAGAACAUGCUUUACAAACAGAGUUUGUGGUCGCGCCGUAUCACGACAAAAAGCAACCCAACCCCAAUCGAAAAGCAACAAGACAAUGACAGUCAUGCAACCAUCAAAGGAAAGACACAUAAGGGCCAGUAGAUUGCACAUUUAUAUAAUAU